GAACAAAUCUCCUCACAAUACAAUGUGGAAUUCUGAAGAGCAGAUGGAAACAGCCGAGAGUAAAAAGCCCAACCAUUUUGGGACUAAACGUCAAUCCGGACGAACUAUAAAGCCUCCCUCUCUCGCGUCUUUCACAUUCCUCCGUCUCCUGUAACUAUUAGGUUCUCUUUCUUCUUCUUCGUCAAGAAGAAAAAAAUAUGAAUCAGAGAUAUUGUGUGUGCAGAUCAGUCUUACGAAGAAACCCAUUUACAAGAUGGUCAUCAAAACCCAUAUCUUCUUCUUGUUCUUCAUUAAUCUCGAAUAAUCCAACUUCUUCAAUACUUGUCUCAAAAUACCUGCACACUUUUAACUAUCCCCCACAAAUCUUCUUAACCUCUGGAAACCAUUUCCGGAAAUUCAGUGGACAAGCAGCAGAAAAAUGCAACUUUGAAGAAAAUUAUCUUAAAGAAGAAAAGUCUAAAGUUCAUUCUGCAGUAAUCGACGCUUGGAUGCACAUAGAAUUAGGCACCCUACCUCCUCUUGAUGCUGCCAAGAUUCCAGCAGACCAAUUCAAUGCCUUCAAGCAAAAAUUUGAUCUUGACAAUGGGGAUUAUUCGCAUCACCUGCAGAGAUAUGGAGAAGAGAUUGUAGAAGAGAUUGAAAUGUUAGAAGACUCCGUUAAGCAAGGUGUGGCUUAUGGGAAGUACGCUGAUGCAGGUGGCAAAUUGGGUUAUCACUUCAAGGAUUGGUAUAAUGAUGUUGGUAGGUUCCAGGGAGAGGGUUCUGAAUCAGAAAAUGAAAGUGACACUUUACCAACUGCUCAGGAUGAUGAGUCUUCUGCAGUUGUUGCUCAAAACCUGACAGACAAUACCAAUCAGAUAUCUUAGUAAUUGAGCAGUAAUCUUUUUGGUUGGUGACUGACCCGAGUUCGAAAGUCUAUCAGCACCAUAAUCUUACUUAUGGAUAAAAAAAAAGAAGAAAAGAGACUCAAAUGGCUAUUCAGUCAUAGCAAAGCAAGCCCGUAUCAUCAACAAUGAAGGAAAAAAGAGAGAAUUUGAUGAAAAGAAUUGGUAUGAAAUUGUUACAACUAGUCAAGUACAAAUCCCUAACAUUACAUAUAGCUAACAAUUUCUGAUAUGGCAAACAAUGUCAACUGAGUCAGCAUCUUACUGACAUACUACUACUAGUUUACUAUUAUCUUCAUCUUGUUUAUUUGACCUUACAAGGUGGC
This is a messenger RNA of Papaver somniferum (opium poppy), 1210 nucleotides long. RefSeq lists its product as uncharacterized. The record is from RefSeq and is a predicted model, not a curated record. Lineage: Eukaryota; Viridiplantae; Streptophyta; Magnoliopsida; Ranunculales; Papaveraceae. The coding region runs from base 198 to 866 and encodes 222 amino acids. The transcript has 3 exons.